Molecule: messenger RNA, 2587 nt
Organism: Gracilinanus agilis (Agile Gracile Mouse Opossum)
Lineage: Eukaryota; Metazoa; Chordata; Mammalia; Didelphimorphia; Didelphidae
Gene: REPS2
Product: RALBP1 associated Eps domain containing 2
Exons: 20
Coding region: 1-2247 (748 amino acids)
Biological process (GO): endosomal transport; endocytosis
Cellular component (GO): plasma membrane; cytoplasm
Molecular function (GO): calcium ion binding; protein binding
Source: RefSeq, a predicted model, not a curated record
AUGGAGCAGGGACCUGCGGCGGCGGUGGGGACUGCUGGAGCUGUCGGGGCAGCAGCCAGCGCCAGCGCCCCUGCUGCAGCAGCAGCUGGGGCUGCGGGAGCCUCGACGUCUGGGGCCAGCGCGGGCUACUGCCAGGUGCCACUGCCCCUGAGUGACAACGAACAGCAGUGCUACUCCGAGCUCUUCGCGCGCUGUUGCUGCGCCUCCGCCACCUCCUCCUCGUCCUCUUCCUCCUCCUCGUCCUCUUCCUCCUCUGGACACCCUCAACCACCCUCUGAAGUGUGCAGGGGAGCCUCGAUCCCCGGACCUGCAGUCACUGCAGGGGCCAGCCAAGUGGGAGAUCUGUUCAGGGCAUCGCAGCUCCCCGCCGAGACCCUGCACCAGAUCACAGAACUGUGUGGUGCAAAACGUGUUGGUUAUUUUGGUCCAACACAGUUUUAUGUUGCCCUGAAAUUAAUUGCUGCAGCACAGUCUGGCCUUCCUGUACGAAUAGAGAGUAUUAAAUGUGAACUGCCUCUCCCUCGAUUUAUGGCCCUGAAAAAUGACAGUGAAAUAAGAUACAGCAAUCCAGCCGAUCUUCAUGGAUUGAAGUGUCAGAUUCCAUAUGUAACCAUGGAAAAGAAUUCCUUCAAGAGAGUGGAUGAUGGGGAAAAACAGCAGGAGACAAUGUCUCCCACAAUGUCUCCAAUUAGUUCUCCUCCUUCUUCUCCAUCCAACUACCAAAGGGUACCUCUGACCUAUGGCUAUGGUAAAUUGAGAAGUGGGAUGGAUCAGAUCCAUGCAGAGAAAAGAGAACUAGGAAUGAUGUAUACAAGUUGCAGAGGUCAGAUUUCAACUCGUUCUCCUUAUGAAGCUAGACAAGUUGCCCUUCAACAGGAGGGUCCCACAGCGGGAAGCCAUGGAUCCAAGCCCACACGACUGCAGGCUUCCCUUAUUCGGUCCCUUUCAGUAGAAAGAGAACCACAGGAAAGCAACAAUAAUUACCCAGAUGACCCGUGGAGAAUAACUGAAGAACAGCGAGAAUAUUACAUCAAUCAAUUCAAAUCCCUUCAACCUGACCUGAGUUCCUUCAUUUCAGGUUCCCUGGCAAAGAACUUUUUCACCAAAUCCAAGCUGACUAUUCCAGAGCUUUCCUAUAUAUGGGAGCUCAGUGAUGUGGACUGUGAUGGAGCCUUGACAUUGCCUGAAUUCUGUGCUGCCUUUCACCUCAUCGUGGCCAGGAAGAAUGGCUACCCUCUGCCUGAAUCUCUGCCGCAAACCUUGCAGCCAGACUACCUACAAACAGCUUUUCUUAAGCCCAAACGGGACUGUGCAUUAUUUGAUUCUUAUUCUGAGUCGAUGACAGUGAACCAACAGCCACGAGACUUGAAUAGAAUUGAGAAGACUUCUAUUAAAGAGAAGGCUGAUCUAACAGCACCAGCUCAGGAUGUGAAUAUUGAUGACAAACAAGCUUUGAAAAUAAGCUCUGUGGAUGAAGCCAUGCCAAAGGAUUUGUCUGUCGACACAGCUACUCCUAAGGACUUGAACACUCUCAGAGCAAGACCGAGAUCCAGAUCUUACUCUAACACAUCUCUAGAAGAGGCCAUGAAAAGGGUCGAGGAACCUCCCACUCCCCCACCGAGACCACAGAAAUCCCAUUCCAGAGCCUCCUCCUUGGAUCUGAAUAAAGUCUUCCAGCCAAAUGCUCCAGCUGCUAAACCAGGAUUGUUACCUCCACCACCAGCUCUUCCCCCCAGACCUUUUGUAUCACAGAUUUCACACCACAACACAAACAGUGACUCCAUUAGCCAUUCCAAGCCUCUAGGACAGCUUCCAGGUUAUGGCGAUUUCAGACUCCCGGAGCAGACAGAACAAGUAUCAGAGAUUGAAUUACAUCCCCAAUUGACCAGAACUCCUUCCCAGACAGAGGAGAGUGGAAGUCCUGUGAAAAAGGACCUGCCAUACACACAGCCACCAUCAAAGCCCAUUCGCCGAAAAUUCCGACCUGAAAAUCAAGUAAUGGAAAACCAAGAACCUUCUGUGAGUGGGACAUCUUCUGUGCCAACUGCGAAGCCACACGCACCAGUCCAAAAACAGUCUUCUAAGCAGAAGAAGGCAAUCCAAACUGCUAUUCGGAAAAAUAAGGAGGCCAAUGCUGUGCUAGCAAGGUUGAAUAGCGAACUCCAACAGCAGCUAAAGGAAGUUCACCAAGAACGCAUUGCUUUGGAAAACCAAUUGGAACAGCUUCGCCCUGUCACAGUCUUGUGACCUUUGGGUGUGAGUGGGAGCAGCUGACCUCUGUGCCAAGGUCUUCCCUUUUCACUGUUGGAACACAUCCUCUGGGAAAAGUUGUAUGACUGUGUCAAAAGCAGGGAGAAGUAGAAUGUGAUUUGUAUCCUGUUCCUCCCCCACCCUCCCCCCUCACUUGCCAUCCCUAUGUUUCUAUCUGCUGGUGGAAAAGUCCUUCAGUUAUUGGUCAAACUUGAGAUUGUGACUAAAUAGUGGAAUUUGUCUCAUGGUGAUCUAUUCUCAAAUGUUUCUUCAGGGUAUUCAAAGAUGGAAUUUUCACCAAAAAUCGAAUCCAAUUCCUUAGCCCUUUAAUAAAUUU